Messenger RNA from Onychostruthus taczanowskii (white-rumped snowfinch), 1024 nucleotides. RefSeq names its product ninjurin 2 (gene NINJ2). Lineage: Eukaryota; Metazoa; Chordata; Aves; Passeriformes; Passeridae. Gene Ontology annotation, biological process: cell adhesion; tissue regeneration. The record is from RefSeq and is a predicted model, not a curated record. The transcript is spliced from 4 exons. Gene Ontology annotation, cellular component: membrane. The coding region runs from base 253 to 681 and encodes 142 amino acids.
GCAGAGGUAGCGCGGACACGCCGUGAACACGAGUGUCAUGGAAAGUCUAAGAGGGGCACUUGUUCCAGGGCUGCCUGGACAAUGAAGAAUCGGCUGCCAGCCCCUGUCUCGCCCCCCAGCCCAUGCCAGGGGCGGCUGCCGGCACAUGAAUAGCAGGACUGUUCCAGCAGCUGCGCCCUGGCUCCAGAGGCUCCAGGAGCACAGAGCGCUCCGCUCCGGCUGCUCCGGAGACAGAGACCUGGGGACGCAAGGAUGGCCUCGGAGAGGGACAGCACCAACCCUCAUGGCAUGAACCCUCACCUCCGGAUCAACGGGCCGAUGAACAUCAACCACUACGCGACCAAGAAGAGCGUGGCAGAGAGCAUGCUGGACGUGGCGCUGUUCAUGGCCAACGUCACCCAGCUCAAAGCUGUGCUGGAGCAGGGGACGUCCUUCCAGUACUACGCCACCCUCAUCGUGCUCAUCAGCAUCUCCCUCUUCUUCCAGGUGAUGAUUGGGAUUCUCCUUAUCAUCACUGCUCGUCUGAACCUGAAUGAUAUUGCAAAGCAACCCCGCCUGAAUAUACUCAACAACGCUGCCACAACUCUCAUCUUCAUCACAGUCAUCCUCAACAUCUUCAUCACAGCCUUCGGGGUGCAGAAGACAGGCCUCUACCCUGGCAGGAAUUUUGGACCUUAUUAACUCAUGGGGCAAUGGACUCAGGAUCUGAGCAGUGCAGCUCUCCUCCAUGUUUCCACUGACCUCAGCAGGAGCCCAUGGACGAAUUCAGAAAACUGGGUUAAACUUCAAAACUCUGUGUGUAUCAUAGCAUACUGGCCCCUUGCUGUAAUGCUUUUGCAGUUCUGAGGGGUAGGAAUAUUGUCUUUCCAACCUAGAGCAAACUUUGCAAGAGAAAAGUGCAGGAACAGCAGCAGGUAUACAUUUUGAAAGUGCAGUUCUGUAAAUCUUUUCUUAUUUUAGCUGCCUGCUUCACGUAUAUUAGCUCAUUUGGUAGAGAAGACUGAAUGAAUUAGUUUGUAGACUA